Messenger RNA from Phymastichus coffea, 1244 nucleotides. Its product is annotated as alpha-tocopherol transfer protein-like. Gene Ontology annotation, cellular component: membrane. Lineage: Eukaryota; Metazoa; Arthropoda; Insecta; Hymenoptera; Eulophidae. The transcript is spliced from 3 exons. The record is from RefSeq and is a predicted model, not a curated record. Gene Ontology annotation, molecular function: phosphatidylinositol bisphosphate binding. Bases 126 to 1031 code for a protein of 301 amino acids.
UUCCAGUCUUUGCCGAGCACUUCAAACGCGAGGACAUUUGAAAACUAGUCGUUGACUUGUAGUGCUCUAGAUAACAUUUCAUAAGUAUUCAGUUAAGUACGUUGAACUAAGUCACACCGUCAGACAUGGCAGAAUCGAUUUUUUUCUCUUACGAGGAAGCAAAGAAAAAGAAUCCUGAAUUGAAAGAAUCGGAUAUUCAAUCGUUACGGGAAUGGUGCGCGAAACAACCAUUUUUACCAAAAAUUACUGACAGCGAAUUGGCUUUAUUUCUGCACAGCAAUUAUUACUUGAUGGAGCCAACCAAAAAUACAAUUGAUACGUUUUAUACCGUCAGAACCCACGUACCUGAAUUUUUUUCAAAUAGAGAUCCGAUCAACUGUAAAGAGUUAAGGAAAAUAUUUGAUACAAUAUAUUUAUUUCCUCUCGAACAACGUACAAAAGAAGGAUAUACCGUAAUAUUUGGGCGCCUUCGCGACACUGAUCCAGCCAAUUAUAACUACAACGAUCACAUGAAAUACCUUACCAUGAAUAUGGAUUUGUGGUCGUAUGGGACAGGUCCUAUUGUCGGCCACGUUAUUUGUUUCGAUGUCGCCAACUUGGCGCUUGGCCACGCUGCUCGCGUGAGCCCGUUAGGCCUUAAAAAAUUCCUGUAUUAUCUGCAGGAUGGCAUGCCCGUGCGAUUGAAAAGUUUGCACUUCGUAAACAUGAGCUCUAUCAUGGAAAUAAUUAUAAACAUGGCGAGACCUUUUAUGAAAAAAGAGCUUUUAGAUGUGAUGCAUUGUCACACAUCAAUGGAAUCCGUGGAAAAGUUUUUACCAUUAGAAAUCUUCCCAAAUGAGCUGGGUGGUAAGGCUGGAGCUCUUGAGGAUCUUCACAAAGCACGAAUCAAAAAAAUUGAAAGCUGUCGUGAUUGGUUUCUGGAAGAGCAGGAAAGUGCUCGAGUCGACGAGAGCAAACGGCCCGGAAAAGAAAAAACAGCCACGGAUCUUUUUGGCGUUGAAGGAAGCUUUAAAAAGCUCGACAUUGAUUGAGAAGAAACAAGAUGUUUGUGUAAAAUCAUUUUACUGUUAUUUCUUGCUAUUGCAUGUACUACAGUUAUCGAAUUUGGCGUGGUUUCUACUAUAUUUCUACGAUUUUUUUCACAUUGUCAUUUUCUUUAAAAUAGUGGAAAGAUUUUGCACGAGAAAUAUUUUUGUAGACGAUAUUAUAAGUACAAAUGCAUAAUAAAGAAACACAAAUGUAUG